CCACGGGCUGAUGACCUUUCUUUUUUGCCUUUUUCAAAAGGGGUAUUGGCGCGCAGGUGUCAAUUUCCCUUCCUGUGCCGAAAGAGCUGUAAGCUGCCUGUUGGUCCCCCAAUUGCGAGGAAACCAAAACCACAACCGACCUUUUCUCUGCCACUGUGCUAUACUUCUUAUACUUACUUAUCAUCAAUCUCAUCCAAUCCUCUGAUGAUCGCAUCCUUUUUUUUGGGGGGGGGGUGUUCCUUUGACUGGGAGGUCUCAUCUCUGAACUACUUCUUCUCUGGAAGGGGUGGGAUGUGCCAAAUCACCUUCAUGAGACCCCCCCUCUGGCGAGUUGGGCGGUGUAACGCCCACCCACCCUGAUGAGUCAAUAAGUCGUCGAAUCGAAGAAUUGCGACCGCCAGAGAGGAUCCAUUGAGUCAUUGAGUCCGACCGAGCAGCGCAGGGGGGAUCGAACUCACCGCAGUUUGGAGGAGGAUUUUUCAAAUCAACCGUUGCCAGAUCAAGAGAGAAGAGGGCCAGUCAAUCCAAAAAGGUGCUUCGGUGAAUUUUCGAGGUUCAGCAAGUACGCAGAAGGCGCGCUUUUUAGCUUCGGCAGUUUCAGCGAAAAAGCUGGGUACGGCACGGCUUUGCGAAGAGAGGUGGAAGAGUCGAACCAUGGCUCCCGACAAGAGAUCGGGAUCGGGCUCUAUGUCUCUUAAUGCUAACUCCUCUAAUAUCGCUACUACUGCUCCCGACAAGAGAUCGGGAUCGGGGGGCUCUACCUCCCAUAACUCUGACAGAAGUAAUUCGAGCUCUUCUUCCUCCUCCUCCUCCUCCUCUUCUUCUUCUGCUUCUGCUUCCUCCUCCUCCUCCUCUGCGACCGAUAUGUCGAAAAGCGGAUCGUCGUCGUCGUCGUCGUCGUCUCCAGCUAUGGCUAUGGCCUGCUCCCCUUCUUGUCGUUACUCUCCCACAGUGAUACCGGAGUGUGUUGUGAAGGCGGAAAUGAACCGACGUAUCAAACUAGCAGAAACUCAGAAAAAUGCCGGGAAUGACAUGUUCAAGGCUGGAGAGUACGUCAACGCGAAAGAGUGCUACCUGCAGGCGCGCAAACUUCUUCCCAACGCUUAUUGCUGCUAUAAGGAUAAGCGAAGAGGGGUGAUAAUAAGUAGAGUGGGGAGAGUAAGAGGAGGGAGAGGAGUAGGUAUAGGGUUAGGAGGAGGAAUAACGAUUACUAGUACUAGUAGUACUAGUAGUACUAGUAGUAGGAUUAGUAGUGUAAGUAGAAGGGUAAGAGAGGGAGGUGGUUUUGUGAUUGGUAGUUGUGGCUAUGGCGGUCAUAAGAAGAAGAAGAAGAAGAAGACGACGAAGAAGAAGAAGAAGGAGGGAGGGGUAGACGAGGAGGAUGGUGAGGAGGUGGACCACCGCCUCCACCAGCUCCCCCUCCCGCCGCUGCAGAUGCAUCAGCAGCAGCAGCAGCAGGAGGAAGAGGAGGACGGGGGGGACGUGGAUGCUCUCGAGAGCAAGCUCCGCAAACUUGUCGUUUUCCUUCACUUUAAUAUAGCAGCCUGUGCCAUCAAAACGGAGGAAUAUGAGACGGCUGUGUCCCAUGCGGACGAAGGCCUGAGAGUAGCGGCCAUGGCUAAGCUCGAUAUUAAGAAAGGCCUGUUCAGACGUGGGAAGGCCUAUAGUAAAUUGGGAAAACUCCGCGAAGCUCUGGAGGACUUACAGCAUGCAGCAGAUCUGUCGACUGAUGAUGAGGAGAUCAAGGCCGAGCUGUCACAUGUGCGGGCGUUGCUUGCAAAACAGGAGAAUGAAUUGCUAAGUCAAAGUAGCGAUGAUGAUGCAGCACCAGCAGGAGGAGGAGGAGGAGGAGGGAGUAAAUCUAAAGGGAAAAAGAAGAAGAAAAAGAAUAAGAAGAAGGAAAAUAGUAGUAGUGACAAACAGAAGGAUAAGAAGAAGAUGGAGUGUGAGAAUGAGGAUGGGUCCAGCGAAGAUGAGAAGCAUAAUGCUGGCGCUCCUGGGAAGUUGAAGUCAUCCAGGUGUGGGGAUCGCGAUUGGACGGCUGAGAUGGACCGUCGUGAGAAGAGCAAAGCUAUGGAGAAUGGCCGUGGAGGUGGAGGGAUUGAUGAGCAGCAGGGAAAUGGGAAUGUCAGGAAGGGAUGGUCCAAAUCAACAAGCGGACAUGGGGAAGAAGUGGGGGUGGGAAAGAGAGGAGGAGGAGGAGGAGGAGGAGGUACAUGCGUCCGGAAAGGACAAGUUGGUGGGAGGGGUGUUAAGGUUGGUGGGAGGGGUGUUAAGUGGUUGGGUGUUGGGAGUUUGGGCGAUCGUAAGCGGCAGGAGGAAGGAGAAUAUGAUGAUGAGGAGGAGGAAGAGGAGGAGGAGGAGGAGGAGGAGGAGGAGGAGAGGGAGAUGGAGAGGGAGAGCGUCCGAGACUCGUGGUCAUCGAGAAGAAGAGGGAACGAGAAGAGAGAGGGUCUUCUGUCUAACAGUUUUGCGGCUCUGAGAAUGGCCGAGGUUAAUGGGCUUUCCUCUGGCUAUGGAGAUGGAGGAGGAGAGGGGGAAGAAGAAGGAGGAUGGAUGACAAUGAAGAGGAAGGAGAAGAAGAAUAAGAUGGUGAGGAAUGGUGGGGCUGAGCAGAGAAAGAGGGAGGAAGAGGGGAAAGAAAAGCAGAGGGCUGCAGAUGAGGCGGUGGCUGUGGCAAGGAGAGAGAGUGCAGCAAAAGAGGAGGAGAAGAAGGAGAGGUUUUUCCCAGGGAAGAGGGUAUAUGAGUAUGCGCUACAGAAGCAGCAGAUGGAGUUGGAGGAAGAGGAAAAAGAAAAGCAGAGGGCUGCAGAUGAGGCGGUGGCUGUGGCGAGGAGAGAGAGCGCAGCAAAAGAGGAGGAGAAGGAGAGGGUUUUCCCAGGGAAGAGGGUAUAUGAGUAUGCGCUACAGAAGCAGCGGUUGGAGUUUGAGAGUCAGUUAGCUGGUGAUGUCCAGUAUUGCAAGACGAUGAGGGAGAAUGCAGAGGCCAUGGCCAUGGGAGAGAGAAUGAAGAAGCUGUUCCCUAUCAUAGGAGGCGGCGGUGGGGUAGGGAUGGUGGAAAACGUGGAUUUUGAGAGCAGAAGGAGCAGCUUUGGGUUCGGAUUCGAUGAGAACACAGCGAUGGCAAUGGCUAUGGCAGGGACGAGGCAGCCUCCGGUGAUCAGAAGAGAGAGAAGGGAGAUGAAGGGAAGAGGUGGAAGAGGAGGAGGAGGACGAGGAGAGAUGCUUCCUCCCUUACUACCUCCUCCUCCACCGAUGUCGCCUGUCCCUCUGGCCCCAGAGUUUUGGGUGCCUUAUCACCCCCCGCCCCUACCUCCGCCAACUUUGUUUCCGCACGUCGCUCAACUACGGGGCGACUGGAGCAGUGCUUUUGCCCCUGAGGAUAACACCUAUUUUCAGGAUGAAAACGUUUUCCAUCAGCACAGGAAUCCCAGCACCAGCGACGGUAGAGUAUUCUUUCAGGGUCCAGUUCCCAUGGGUGAUGGUGGCCCUCCUCGUCCUCCUGGGAAAGCUCCACAGUAUGGUGGAACCCCAUGUGGUCCCUGGGACAAUGGCCAUUGGGAUCCCAAUAUGCAUUGGGACGCCAAUGGUCAUCGGGAUCCCAAUUGGCAUUGGGACUCUAAUGGUCACCGGGAUCCCAGUGGUCGUCGGAAUCCCAAUGGUCGUUGCGAUUCCAAUGGCCAUUGUGAGGCCAAUGGGCAGCCGGAUCCCAAUGGUCAUUUGAACUCCAAUGGGCAAUGGAAUGCUGAUGGGCAUUGGGACAAUGGUUUCAGGCAAAGACAGCAGCAUCUUCAUGAGCGGCCUAUGUGGCCACCGUUCGGACCCAUGGAUGGGCCACGUAUGCCCACAAACGGAGGUUCCAUGCCCAUGCGUAUGGAUAUGCCAGCGGGGGCCCAAGGAGGGACUUGGUGGCCCCAGGAGGGGUCUAUGGAGGAUCAGGUGACGGGCCAGAAUGGACUGUGCAACAGACUAGAAGAUAGGCCACCAGGAGGCUGGACAGAGCAGGGGGCGCCUCGGCCUCUGAUCCCAUCCGUCCUCGAUCCCACAAUGCCCAUGACGACUAGGUCUACAGAUAUGGCCACCCCUGUCACCAGUUUCAACCUCAGGACCAAUGCAUCGGAGCCGAUGAUUUCCAUCAGCAUCACGGGAAGUAGGCCGACCUGUGGUCCGGCGACCGCCGUCCAGAAUGGAAAGAAUCUUCUGCGGCGUCAGCAGCAAACUCUUCAUUCUCCUCCCCCCCCCCUUCCUCCUCCGCCUACGCCUCCUGCUGCCGGUCCUCUUCCUCGUCCUGCUGCUCCUCCCCGUCCUCUUCCUUGUCUUUCUCCGCUUCCUCCUCCUCCUCCUCCUGCUGCUGUUGCUGCUGCCGCCGCUACCGUUGCUAGUCCUGUCUCUGCGAUGGUGAUAGCCACACCAGCUCCUCCCACAGUUGCUCCUACCGGGGCUACGGCUAGUGCUGCCGCUCCUGUCGUGGCGGCGCCAAGGACAAUGCCAAGGGAUAGUGAGGGGGGGGACACAUCAACAGACUCUCUUCUCAAGGAACUGUUUCCACACUUCUUCCCGGAUCCUUCUCAUGCUGCUCCUCCCCCCCCUCCUGUGUCCUCCUUUUCUUCGCACGGAAGGAGACGAGGGGUGGGUGUCUUAGAAACCCCCUUGGAGCCCUCAGGGGCACCUUACAAUGUCCACGACGAUAUGUACACCCAUUUUCUUCCCACGAACGAGGACGACUUGCUUCGUCCCUCCUUGCCUUCCUGCCCCUCCUCCCUCCUCUCUUCCUCUCCUCUUUGUCAAAAUGGUCAGAAUUGUCAGAAUCGUCAGAGUCGUGAAAAUCUACGUUAUCAGCGUGAUCUGCACGAAGAACAAUGUCUGUACCUCCAAGACCUAGGGGAGCCGUUCUUCGGUACAGGUGGAGAAUGGGGAGGAGGGGACGGAGUGGGAGGAGGAGGAGGAGGAAGUGGAGUGCAGAACGUGAAUGGAGAGACGACGCGGCAGUCAUCCUCGAUACUCGACAUGCUUGAAACCGGAGAGAGAAGAGGUAGAGUAGCAUCGGAACAAAACACGUCGAGUAAGAAAGAAGCGGGCACUCAGGCGCUAAUGGUGUCGUCGUCUUCACCAUCCGCCAUGCCUUCACCAGUACCAUCAUCCGCGUUGCCUUCGCCAUUUUCGACUUCGUGGAACCCGCCUCGGAAGAACAGGACCGGCGAUGAAAGCAGGGGCAAUUUAACAGCAGAGGAGUUGAUGGACCCUUCCCUCUGGGACGACUGUCAGAAUUAUUGUUGUAUUUGCUUCGAGAAGGAGAGGAACGGGCUAUUACUACCAUGCGGUCAUCUAACGUCGUGCGUCGAGUGCUUGGCACAAGUCAGGGCCUCCACCCGACCCUAUUGCCCCCUCUGCCGCCAAGAGAUUGAUGAUGUUAUUCAAGUCAAUUUUAAUAAUUCCUAGCAACGCACCGCACAACCAAUCAAUCACCGCGAAACAGAAAAAGAAAGAAAUGGGUAUAAAGCCACAUGUUUUGCAUUCUCACCCUUCGAUCCCCACUCUGCUUCCUUUCUGGACCUUGGGCUAUGCUCCUCUUGAGUAAAGUCAUGGAUUGCUUCACUCUAUGUUGUGGAACCGCCAUGCUCACAUAUGUCUGUGUAUGGAUGUGCGUGUGUGUGAUAGAUAUAUAGAUAUAUAGAUAGAGAGAUAGGUAGGUACAGAGAGAGAGAGAGAGAUAGGUAGGUACACACACACACACACACACACACACACACACAGAGAGAGAGAGAGAGAGUUGCGUUCCAUGCAUGGGGUUUGUGCACAACCUCGUGCUUUGUUUUCGCAAUGUGGAUUGCCUGAGGUAGCUAUCAUUCUGGGUUGUCUACGUUCGAAGUGUGAUGUCUGCGCAUUUAGACGGGUUGUACGUCUUCGUGCAUGUAAUGGGGAGAUGGAUUUUCAACCACAGAGUCAUGCAUGUGCGUUUGGUCAGCGUUCAAGUUUACGGCCUUGGUCGGCACACAUGAAUUCCAUUUUAACUCUUAAGGCCCUUUGCGCGUGUAACGGGGGGAUAGAUUUCCAAGUUUGCAGCACUGGAUUAAAUGGAUUUGUUGUGUGCCCUGGAUUUGGAUCAUUUGGAUUUUUGUGUGCGUACUAUACAACCGGUUGAAGCAUAUAACGGUACGGUUAAAAAGUCGCAAAGUUUUUAAAACCAGAUAUUAACUCAGAGACUUGACGACUGGAUCGCGCAGAUGUUAAAGCCGCCAGUAUCUGGGGAGAGUGUGCGUGCUAGCCUGCUUCUUGGAUAAAGUGGGGUCGACCUGCUGGUCAGCUUGUGCCGUCUUUUUUUUUUUUUUUUUUUUUUUUUCAGCUUGUGCCGGCUAAAAAAUUGAAAAAUGGUCAGAGGUGACCAGAAGCGUGCCUGAUAUGGGGUGGUUUAAGCUUGAUGGCUCUGUGAUCUGGAUAAAACAGGUUAUUACUG
Chara braunii is the source of this 6454-nucleotide messenger RNA. The record is from the annotation of a GenBank genome assembly. NCBI's taxonomy places the organism in Eukaryota, Viridiplantae, Streptophyta, Charophyceae, Charales, Characeae.